Symbiodinium sp. CCMP2456 is the source of this 192-nucleotide messenger RNA. Lineage: Eukaryota; Dinophyceae; Suessiales; Symbiodiniaceae. The record is from the annotation of a GenBank genome assembly.
AUGGUCUCGUUCGCCCAGCCUUUGUUUUGGCAGAUAAAGUAUGUGGUGAACGGUCUGAGCAAGAAGACCCAGAAGCAAGGAUUGAACGAGUUGCACAAUCUGAUUGCAGCUUAUGGGUAUGAUGCGCAGGUUUUCUUUCUGCGUGUUCUGAUCGAGGAGUGCGCGGCAAACAACUGGCAACCUACAGGCUGA